AUGCUGAGGCUGCGCCCGCCGACUCCACACCCCCCGGCCCGCGUCCCGGUGCCCCCGCGCCGCGGCACAAAACGGAUCCGCAGCGAGCGGCGGGCACGGGGCUACGGCGGCUCGCGCCCGGGAGACAAAGGCGGGGCGCGCGAGCCCACGUUCCGCGGCUUUGGCGGCCCCGCGCCCCGCCCGGGGCUGGGGGAAGGGGAGGGCCCGCCGCUCGGGGAGGAACAAUGCGGGCGGCCCCGCCCCUCAGCGGCCCUGGGCGCCGCCUCGCGGUGCCAGCCCGGGAGCCAGGAGCCCGGGCGCGGGACGCGACUGCGCGGGGAGCUGGUGGCCCGCGGCGGGAGGGUCGCGGGGCCAGGUUCCCUGCCUGUGGGACCGCGCGCCCCGGCGGAGCACAGCCUCCCCGAGCGUGAGGCCCCAGCACGUGGCGCCUCCCUGCGCGCGUGCGCCUACAGCGGGGGCCGGAGCGCCACGUGCGGGCUGGGGCGCGAUCACUGGUGCGCGCCGGUUGCGGGGACGCCCUGCCCUCCGAGGCCGCUCCCACGCCGCCGCCCGCCUCGGGCUUGGGGAGCUCGGCCCUGCGUCUUUGCGCACUCCUGGCAGGUGCAGCCCCAGCUACGGCCAAGAGGCCCCGCAAACCCGCCCUCCUCACGGUUGUGCCAGGCGCGAGAAACGCGUUCCAGCCCUGGGGCCGGGCCGGAGGGCAAAGGAGGAAACUUUAUGAAACACUUGUGUCAAGUCUCUAUUUCAGUGACCAUAAUUACUAAUAACUAAGGGAAUACAAAUGCCCAUCAAUAAAAAGUCAUCUCUUAACUGUGGAGGGCCAGCAGUUAAUAUACUGGACCACAAAAUGAAAGCAAGUGAUACUUCUUGCCUCUAAGAACCUGCAGAAUACCAAGACAAGUGUUUCAAGAAUCGCCCAAAAAGCUAUUCAAUAUAGUCUUGUUUUUGGUACCACCGUUAGAAUUUACUGAGGAAUAAACAAGACAAGACAGAGAAGCACACAGCGCU
Molecule: messenger RNA, 1008 nt
Organism: Saimiri boliviensis boliviensis (Bolivian squirrel monkey)
Lineage: Eukaryota; Metazoa; Chordata; Mammalia; Primates; Cebidae
Source: RefSeq, a predicted model, not a curated record